Molecule: messenger RNA, 6216 nt
Organism: Caenorhabditis sp. 36 PRJEB53466
Lineage: Eukaryota; Metazoa; Nematoda; Chromadorea; Rhabditida; Rhabditidae
Source: the annotation of a GenBank genome assembly
AUGCCGUUCGGAAACGAUCCUCCCGAUUAUGUGCACUUGAGAAGCAACGAGAGUCAAAUGCAACUGAUUACGAUAAGCGAGAACGGGGACACGCCGACGCCGAGGUACUUUUUUCCCGGAAUUUCCAUUUUCUCGCCGCUCAAUCUCCUCGCCGACGGCCGGCGGGCAGCGAGCACGUGUAGGCCGUCGGCGGCGAGCGCAAAAGUGUGGAGAGAUGGCCGAGCGGUCCAAGGCGCUGGUUUAAGGCACCAGUCCCUUCGGGGGCGUGGGUUCGAAUCCCACUCUCUUCAAAACCUCUUUUUGACCUUUUUGGACACCCGCACUACUGUCAUUUCAGUCUUCUGAAUUUGAUAAUCAAACCGCUGUCUCGUUGCUAUUAUCCGUCAACAUUUCUGUAUUGUCCAGAGCAGCCGGAUCCAAAUUGAAACCGAAAUGUUUUGUUCGUUCACAAUUCUCAUAAGCGGAUUAUAUUAUUAUGCCCUUGUCCGACUCGUCCGUCGUAAAAACUCCCCCAAAAAAAAAAUAAACGGUGACCGACAAUAUCGAUUCGUCGAUUUUUCCAGCGGAUCUCCGUGCUUCAACGCUUCGCCACGCGACGAAGGUGCUCCGGCGGUCAUGUUUAUGCCCGGAAAGGUUGGUUUUCAGCUUUUUAGGACCUGCGCGUGUGUGUGUCUGUCUUAGACUCUCCGAGUCCCAACUUCUCAUCACAAAGCGCGCAGUUAAAGUUGUGGCGGCCGUGGCCGAGAAAAUUCCCCGAGUUUUCUAGGCCACGGCCGCCACAACAAACAUUUAGCCCCCAGCCCCCAUGAAAAACGUGCAGAAAUUUCAGGGAACGUUCCGAUGGUGGAAGUCUCGGACGACAAUGGAGAAGCUUUUGAUUCCGGUGCUUCUCUUCCUCACCCUCCUCACAAUCGUCCUGUUGUCGGUGAUCAUCAACACGGACAAGCGGAUAGAGGCCGCCGCGCAAACACACACCGAAAAAUCGACGCAAACCGAGCGAAUCGAGGUGGCGAUGGUGCCGCCGAUCAUUCCGGACGGUCCCGAGCGGUUGACGACCGACGCGCCGAAGGAACCGGAAGUUUGCACCACGCCCGGAUGCGUCAGAGCCGCCACACACUUUGUGAGCAUCCUCUCUAAAACUUCUUGGAGCUACAGUAACCUUGGGCGUGGGCGUAGAAGAAAUCGAUCAAUUGCAAAGUUGUAGUACGCGUCGAGUACUCUAUUUUUGCAAUUGACACUUUUUUGCUACGCCCACGCGUUCGCCUACUGUAGCUCUCUAAAGUUUUUGUUCGACUUGCCAACUUUGAAGAGCUACAGUAUCCCAGAGAGCGGGCGUAGAUCAAAAUGGCCAACAACAAAAAUGUUCCGCUAGACAUGGCCUUUUCAUUGAAAACAAUUUCAAGGCCAUCCGACUCGUAUAAAUUGCUAUAAUUCCAGCUAAACGCGAUGAACACCUCUGUCGAUCCGUGCGAAGACUUUUUCGAGUUUGCCUGUGGAUUAUGGAACGAUCAGCACCCGAUUCCGGACGACAUGUUCGGCUACGGUACUUUUGCGUACGCCCGCGAGCAAGUCCGUCAGCAGCUGAGAGUGCUCCUCGAGCUCGAAAUCACUUCCGAGUCCGAUUCGAUCAAUAUGGCGCGGAGCACGUACCGAAGUUGCAUGAAUAAGACGCAGUUGGACGAGCUGAAGACCGGGUAAGUGGAGUUUUCGAAAGUAUUAUUGUACUAAAGUCGAGUUUGGCAAAGAAACGGACAAUAUUGAAUGGAUUUAGACCCUUGUUCAAGACGCUUACGGAACUCGGCGAAUGGCCGCUUCUCGAGGAUUCGUGGGACAAGCAAAAGUUCAAUUUUACCAGUAAGAGUGUCCGAAACGUUCCUCUAGGCGCCUUUUCCACAUUUCCAGACCUCCUCGUCAAUUCCCGCCGUGACUACGGCGUCGACGUUUUCUUCCAGCUCUACAUUUACGCGGAUUCCAAGAAUACGUCGAGAAAUACGUUAUUUGUGAGUUUACAGUCGGUUUUGAACUUUAUAAUAACUCUGACACGGCGUGUUUCUUCUCAACUCUACUAUUGUCUAGAAAGCUUGUAGCAGAGUUGAGCGGAAGAAUUUUUUUAUCUUUUUUAGAAAAUUUUUUCAUGAAAUGCGAUCAACUGACAAAAUGUAUAGCAAAAUGAACUGUGCUCAUAGAAAAAUAAUUGUAAAUUUAGCGUUUCAUACAAAAAAGUUAUUCGAAUUGUUGCGUGAAAAUGUCCUUCCGUCUUCCCCGUUAGCCCUAACUUUUUUGUAUGAAAAGCUAAAUUUACAAUUAUUUUUCUAUGAGCACAGUUCACUUUGCUUUACAUUUCGUCAGUUGAUCACAUUUCAUGAAAAAAUUUUCUAAAAAAGAUAAAAAUUCUUCCGUGUUCUUCCGCUCAACUUUGGCAACGAAAAUGCUCAGAAUGCUCAGCAAUGCGAACAUUUUCAGAUCGAUCAAUCGAACCUGGCGCUGGGACGUGGCACUCGUGACUAUUACCUCAAUGCCACGUUGUUCGCGAGCCACAUGACUUCGUAUAGAAAAUAUUUGAGAAAUGUGAGUGAAAUAAUGCGUGCCGGGUUUGUAUAGAGUGAGAACAUUUUCAGAUUGCCCAAAUGCUGAAAGCCGAUGGAAACCUGACAAGAAGUGAGAAGGAUAUGAAUGCGGACAUUGAGAAGAUUAUCGAUUUUGAAAUCGAACUGGCGAAGGUAUGCAUUUUGAGCAUUAUUUUGACGAUUUUGCAGCUGACACUUUUUUACCGCUACAGUAGCCUUGAGAGUGGGCGUAGAAAAAAGAUGUCAACUACAAAAAUAUAGUAAAUUACAAGAACUACAACUUUCCUGUUGAUCACAUUUUUCUACGCGCACGCACCGGGUUACUGUAGCGCUUUGAAGUUCAACCGGCAUCAACUUUUUGCAGUCCGAACUUUGGCGAGCUACAGUAGCUCAACGCGUGGGCGUACAAAAAAGUGAUCAACUACAAAAACAGUCUACUAGACGUCAAGAUUCGUCUGAAACAUUUUUUAGAAUUAUAGCGCCUCUCAGAACGCGACAAUAUCGCUUUCAGAUAAUCGUUGCGGAGGACGAGCGUCGAAACAACACUCGACUCUACAAUAAGCGUGUGAUCCGUGAAUUGUACGCCCUUCUGCCGCAGGUCGAAUGGGUCCAGUUUUUCCGUGCCAUCGCGCCCGACGAUCUCACCCAUUUGUUCCACAACGACACUGAAAUUAUCAUUUGUGAAAUCGAUUAUCUCCGUCAAGUUUCCGAGUUAAUCGCCGCCACUGAUGUGGGGCUUUUGACGAAUUAUGUGCUUUGGCGCGUCGUUCAGUCGAACGUUAGGUACCUCGACGAGCGGUUCGAUGAUAUCAAACAGGUUGGCCGUCUUUGAAAAAUGCAAAAAAAAAAAAAAAAUUGGUUGAGAAAAAAAUUGAAAAAAUUUUUUUUUGAAAAAUGCUAUGAUUUUUGAAAGUUCGAGUAGGUGUAUCCCAGCGAAAACUGAUCGGAUUGGGAGCCACACUUGGACCCGUUGUCUAUGGUCCCAAACGCGGUUUCAAAACGUCCACAAGGUUUCUUUGCAGCGUCAACAUUCCGUUCAAAAACACAGUUUCAGAAGGUCGCCAAUUGUUUUAGGAAUGCGCUCUACUACCACUUUUUCUGCACAUUUCAAGUCAAAAACUAAUAAAAUGGGUUGGCAAGCCAAAGUCGCUUCAAUUCGUAGGCAAACGCGCUCCACUGCACUCCCUCAAGCACAGUGCAUUUUUCGAUAAAAAUCUCUUAAAAUGAAUGACUCUGAAAUGACCAUUUUGACCCGUUUUCGACUUGAAAAGUGCGCGGUCCGUACACCUGAGGACCCAUGAAAAUUGUGUACGGAAAACGUGGAAGACAUGAAAUUUGCGUUUUGCUUGACGACCUUCUAAAACUGUAUUUUUGAAAGGAAUAUGGACGCUACAAAGUAACAACUGAAAUGGCCGUUCACAACACUUGUGGACGUUUUGAAGCCGCGUUUGGACCAUAGACAACGGGUCCAAGUCUGGUCCCAAUCCGAUCGGUUUUCGCUGGGAUACACCUACUCGAACUUUCAAAAAUCAUAACGUUUUUCAAAAAAAUCCUGCACACCGCCGUUUGGGCUUAAAAUGAAGAGAAUCGUGUGGAGAAUGCAAAUAAAUUUUGCAGGAUUUCCUGAAAGUGAUGACGGGGCAGCAACAGGCGGCGCCGCGGUGGAAAGACUGCGCCCAAGUGCCGUCUACCGUACUUCCGCUGGCCGCUGGCGCAAUUUACGUGCAGGCGCACUUCCAGGAGAGCGACAAGGACGAGGCACUGCGGAUGAUCGUCCAUUUGAGGGAUUCGUUCGCCGAUUUGGUCGCCAACAACGAUUGGAUGGACCGGGAAACGAAACAAGUCGCGAUCGAGAAGGCGAAUUCGAUGAUCAACAAUAUCGGAUAUCCGGACGUCACCAAUGACCUCAAAAAACUGGAUCAACAGUAUUUGGGGGUUAGUCUUUUUGCUUCCUGGCUGGCACCACUGAAACAUUUUCAACUUUCCCAAAAACCAUCAACUUGAAACCGAAAAAAUUUUGGUGUUUUUUUUUCUCAAAUUUCCGAAUUUUCAGCUGCAAAUCGACGAUUCGGACACGUAUUACGAGACGAUGAAAAAGAGUGUGGUGUGGAUGCAGAACCGCGAAUUCCAAAAGCUGACAAAACCGUUCGACAAACAAGAAUUCGACAUUUCGCCCGCCGUCGUCAACGCUUUCUAUUCGCCCGAGAAAAAUGCGAUUAGUACGUUUGCAACGUGUAUUUUGAACAUUAUAUUGGCCAAAAAUCCGCUAAUUUCACGUUAAAAACUCAUUUUUUUCGCCAAAAAGCCAAAAAUGCCGCUCAUUUCACGUAAAACCUCAAAUUUGUCGCCAAAAUGCCAAAAAUGCCGCUCAUUUCACGUAAAAAACUCAUUUUUUUUCGCCAAAAUGCAAAAAAUCUGCUUAUUUUACGUAAAAAAAACUCAAUUUUUUCGCCUAAAUUCCAAAAAUCUGCUAAUUUGACGUAAAAAACUCGAUUUUUCGCCAAAAUGCCAAAAAUCUGCUAAUUUCACGUAAAAAAAACUCAAUUUUUUCGCCAAAAUGCCAAAAAUCUGCACAUUUCACGAAAAAAAACUCGAUUUUUUCGGCAAAAGGCCAAAAAUGCCGCUCAUUUUACGUAAAAAACUCGAUUUUUUCGCCAAAAUGCCAAAAAUGCCGCUCAUUUCACGUAAAAUCUCAAUUUUUUCGCCAAAAUGCCAAAAAUCUGCUCAUUUCACUUUUAAAAAAACUCAAUUUUUUCGCAAAAAGUGCGGUAGAGCGCACUUCCUCCACACUAUCGAUUUUUUCGAUUAUUUACCGCAUUUUUUCAGCGUUCCCGGCCGGAAUUCUGCAGCCUCCGUUCUUCUCGGGAACGUUCCCGAAAGCGGUGAACUACGGAGCGAUUGGCGCGGUGAUCGGGCACGAAAUCACGCACGGAUUCGACGAUCAGGGCUCGCAGUACGACAAGGACGGAAAUCUGCACAACUGGUGGAGCGAGAGCAGUCUCAACGCGUUCGACACUCGCAGACGGUGCAUCGUCGACCAGUACGCCAACUACACGGUCCCCAAGACCACGUUCCGGGUACGAUGGACCUGUUGAAUUCACAAUUUUCAACAAAAAAUUGCAGGUGAACGGAAAACUGACGCAAGGGGAGAACAUUGCGGACAACGGAGGCGUGAAAGAGGCGUUCAGCGCCUACAAAAAGUACAUUCACGAGAAUGGCGACGAGCCGCGACUGCCCGGAUUGCAGCAGUACACCAACGAGCAGAUUUUUUUCGUCAGCUACGCUCAUGUGGGUUUUUCAUUGCCCCCUAUUGUUGGUAUCGAAAAGUGGUCAACUGGAAAGAUGUUGCAAAUUUUGUGCUCUACAACUUUCUAGUUGAUCGUGUCACUCCAAAACGCUUUGUUUUUAAGUUAUGAUAUAUGUUAUACCUCAUCUACGGUGAAAAAUUGAGAUAACUGAUGAAGUUUUGCAGUUUUGGUGCGGCAAGAAGAAGGAGGCGGCGGCAAUGCAACAAGUGCUCACGGACGAGCACUCGCCCGAAGUUUUUCGUGUCAUCGGCGUACUUUCGAACAUGCAGGCGUUCGCGGACGUCUACAAAUGCCCCAAAAACUCUCCAGUCAACCCCGAUCACAAGUGUAUCGUUUGGUAA